AGCAGUCUCUAUCAGUCGUUUGUCGAGUGAGCCGACGAGUCGACGGCGUUUCGUUUGUGUGCUAUUCAUUUAUCAGUGUUUACUAUAUACUUAUUUAAAACGAUACAAAUUGCAUUUCCUAAAACAUUUUUAUUAGUUCGGAUUGGUUCUUGAUCAGAUUUACUGACCGAAUCAUUACAAGACCGAAAUGAAUCACCGUCAGAUGCCGAUGCAGCUUUUAUUGAAUCUCUGAUUGAUGAUUAAUGGAAAACUAAAUUGCUAGAAUAAAUUUCAUAAGGCAACAACACUUUAACAUGGAAAAUCAAUCCAGUUCAUCAGGUAAAAUGGUGGACUUAAAUGCGAUUUGUCGCCUCUGCCUCUCGCAUCAACCAGAUACAUUAAAGUCGAUUUACGAGGAGAUACUGACGAAAAAUCAAGUGCAUCAGAAGAUCGAGCUGCUGCUUCAAGUGAAGAUAAGCCGACAUGACAAGCUCUCUCAUAUGGUGUGUAACGAAUGCAUAGACAGAUUAGACAAUUGGUUUGUUUACAAGAAACAGUGCCAUAAGAACCAAGUUAAGCUCACUGAGUGGCUGAAGAUUAGCGAAGCAGACCAAGGAGAUUUGAAAGAUGGACUUAAAUUUAAUGAGACGGAUUAUGACCCAUCGAGCCAGGGGACCGGCCUUCUACCUGUUAAAGUGGAAAUAACCGACGACGGCGAGGAGUUUGACGUGAACGUGUUGAACGGACUGCAAACGGAAGCGAAUGAUAAUAUUUUCCUUCAAGACUUGGAUUUUGAUCUUAGCAUCGUUGAGACGGACGAUGACCGCCGAUGUCCGGACUGUGGACGAAUGUUCGGUUCCGGCCAGAACCGCAGACGACAUCAGAACAUGUUGCACGCGAAAAAAGAGCGGCGCGCUAAAAUGGCGGAGAUCCGAAAACAAAAGAAAAAUUUACCCGAAUCGAACAAUAAGCAAGAGGUUAACCUAUCGGAUGAUAAUUCAACAAAAACAGACAGUCAACCAGAAAAUAAUGUCGAGGACAAUAGCGAAAUAAAGUCGACGGAAAUCACUUCUACUUCCGACUCUGGGGUAUCGAAAGAGCAGCAAAAUGAUGAUGAAAGUACCGCAACUGAAACUACUAUUGUAGACGAUAAAGAAAAGGAUGACGUUAAUGAAGCUGUUUCUAAAAAUGUCCCUGAAGAUAUGGAGAUUGAUACAUUGGGUUCUGAAAAAGGUCAAAAGAUUGGUGAGGACAAAUCAAUAGCAGAAGAAUUAGAUUGUGCAACGCCAAUUUCUGAAGAACAAGAAGAAAAUAACGAAGUUAACCCGGAGAACCAGCGAACUAACGAAAUAAAAGUGGAAAAGCAGGAAAGCAAUGUAGGGAAAACGGAAACCAAGUCGACCACAUCGAAAAACGAUGAAAAGAAGAUCGAAUUCGCGGCGGGUCUUCAUUUGGUCCAAAAAGACACAAUGGGAACCGCAAAACCGUCACAAUUAUCAAAAAUUGAACUGAGUUACGCGGAAAAGUGCAAAGCGAUGAUUUCCAUGUACCAAACGCUGCAGUGCGCCUGCCAUAACGUCCAGCAUAAGCAACUUAAGCACUUACUACAACAUCUUAGGGACACUCGUUUGUGGUUUCCACUGUUUACCUGCAUGAACUGCAUGAUAUCCUUGACCGAUCGUUCCAGUUUCACAAGGCAUCACUCCAAAUGCCUUAGGGAACCGUUGGAAGUACUAAAAAAGCUCUCGGAGUUAAAGGAGAGAACCGAAAUAAAAACUCGACUGUAUCAAAACUUCAAGUGUAACAGAUGCCAAUUUUUAUUCAGCUUCCAUGAGGACUUUUGCAAACAUAUCGACGAGGACCACGUGUAUGGUACCGCUCCAUUUUAUUGCUCUUGCCGCUGCAUUUUUGACUCUAUCGAGGACUACAAAAUGCACUCAUACACUUCUUGCCUGAUUUCGUACUAUUGCGACAUUUGCUUUGUCACCACUUCAACAAUUGAGGAGUUCAUUCAGCACGCCCAGGCUACCCACGACGAUUCCGAAGGCUUCGUUUUGCUCCAGGAGAACGCCUACAUCUGCCGCGCCGGCAUGUCCCGCCAUAAGGAAGCCGACGAUCCCAAUAACGUCGUGGAAGGCAAAAGAGAACGGAAAAAGUCGCAAAAGGAACCCAUACUGAUCCAAGUGUAUGACGAUCAAAUACCGCAGAACAUAAAAGAUAUUCCUAACACAGUUAUCAAGACAAUGAUUCAGAUGGAGCCAGAGUAUGCCGAUUAUGACAAGUGGAGUCCGGAAGUGAAAAGAACGCGCCAGUGCCGCUGUCCUGUUUGCCGGAAACAGUAUUCGAGUAUCGGAAAUAUGAUAAGGCAUUACCGGACCCAUAUAGAGCGGGGCGAAAUCGAGGUGCCGUGCAUGGAGUCGGAAAAAGAGGAUUUGUACACUUGUCCAGAGUGCGGCGGCGUUUACCCGAAAUCGAAAUGGCAAGAGCAUUUGGACGAGAAACAUCCCAAUUUGCAAUGCCAAGAUUGCGACAAACAGUUUCAGUUUAAAACCGAUUUGGAGCAGCACAGGAGCGUGCAUCUGAACUUAAAAGUUUAUCGCGAUUCAAAAACGGACUCUUACAAGUCGGCGAUGCUCAGUCCCACUGCUGAAGAGCUGAAUCCUUUAAUGGAAAACGGCUUAAUGGCCUGUGAAAUGUGUGACGCAAUGUUUGAUAAUCAAGAGGACUUAAAGGAACAUAAGGAUACUUUCCAUCAGGUUAAAUUAGAAAACCCUGAGGAAUAUAUGUAUGAAAAUGACGCCUCUGAGAUGAUUCUUCCGUUGAUGGUCAAUAAUGAAGACUCCAAGUCGCAAUCUUCUAUGACUGAUUGUAUGGAAAAGCCAUUUUGCGACCCUUGUAAUAAAUAUUUUUCAAGUUGGAAGGCUGUAAAGGAUCAUUCUUUUCAUUACCACGGCAAAGAACUAUCCAGAAAGUGGGAAUAUCCGCGCAAAUGCGAUCAUUGUAGUAAAGUAUGCUCUACGCCAAACGGUUUUAAGCUACAUAUGCUAAUGCACGACAGAAAUCGAAAAGGGGAAUACCCGAAACAGUGCAUUUAUUGUGACAAAAUGUGCGCCACUGGCGCCGGAUAUUUUAAACAUGUCCAAGCCCAUGAGAGAAUACAAGUGGGCGACGUUAAACCAAAGAAAGAAAAGAAAGAGGAAGUUUUGGGGGAACCACCAGAGGAAGAAGAGGAGUCUUAUCACACGUGCAAACAUUGCUUCAAAGUGUUUGCCACUAAAGGCCGCUUAAAAGACCAUAUGAAAUGCCACGUGGGCAAUAAAAAGACGAGAAAAGUCCUAUGCGAUCUCUGCCAUACGGCUUUCGAUAGUCAUGAAGACUUAGAGGAGCAUAAGGCGACCGAGCAUGCGAAUUUAGACGAUAUGCCCAUGCUGGACAACGAAUACGAGUUCGAAGCCAAAGAUUUAGUCAAAAUAGAAAUGACUCCCGAUAUAAUAUACGCCUGUGAUAUUUGCGAAGCGAUUUUCAAUACGAAGCACGACCUCAAGGACCAUAAAGAGACACAUAUGCCAAAGAACAAACCCGCGGGACUCACGUGCAAAUAUUGCAAGAUCACGUUCACUUCCGUACGAGACUUGACGAAGCAUAUGCACGUGGAGCACGGGGAAAGUUCGAAACCCAAACACUCCAAAGCGAGAUCAAAAUACGUCGUGGACGAAAAACCGUUUAAGUGUCCGAUUUGUAAAAAGGCGUUCGCUAGUAAGCAAGCGUUAGUGGGCCACGUCGGCUGGCACAAAAGAACCAAAACGCAACUCAAAACCGAACUGAUAGAGAACACCCCGCAAGCCACCGCAGAAGCAAAACUGUACAAUAGAGAAAAAGCUCUUAAUAAAACGGCGACAACCAGGAAACAAGAGCCUAUAGAGCCUCCCGAGUUCCAGUGCGGCACCUGCCUAGUAGAACUACCGAACGAUAUCGCUUUGCAGAUUCAUAUCCUCGAGAAGCAUGGCAAUUUGGAUGCCACCAUGCUCAUCCCGAAAUGUCACACGUGCAAUAAAGACUUUGAAACCCAAGAGGAAUACGAUCAACAUAAGCGCUUCCAUGACUUCUUGGAACGACAGAAAAAGCACGACAAACAACAGAAAAUCCAAACGCCCGUCAUACAAAACAUCCAGAGCCAAGGGCUCGGCGACGGCAACUUGAAAAAGUAUCCAUGCAACUGGUGUAAUUCGGUGUUUAGUAAAGCGGAAACGUUGAACACGCACAUAAACAGUCAUCAUAAGGAUAAUAAUGGAGGGGGCGAGUUCAAAUGUCAGGAGUGCAGCAGGGUGUUCGACAGGCAAAGUUCCUUGAACAUUCAUAUGCAAGUACAUCGGAAACGGAAGAACGCCGCGGCCCUUGAAGUCAGCCCGGGGGGAAGCAAACUUUACGUCUGUUCGUUGUGCAACAUGGGAUUUAACUUUCCCAAGGAUCUUAGGAAUCACACUUUCCACGCGCAUCCGUUUUAGCUUAAUUUUAGUUUUAUGUAAACAUAUUUCGGUGCCAGCCGUCGAAAUAAUUAUUGUAAAUAAAUUAAAAAAACCCCUUUGUGUUAGUGAUUAGGUUUAUACGUCGUCGUUCUUAAAACGAAAUAAGUUUCUCUUUUAACUUUUCCGGUUUGUUUUUUGUGUGCAAGUAAAUAAUGUCAUAAGUUUGUAGUUUUAUCCUUAGUAGCAUACUGUUGUAUUUUAUAAAUGAAUAGUCAUUUUCAAGGACUACGGAUGUUGCUGAUAAAAUGAUGAAUGUUUUUAAAGGGAUGAUUAUAGAGUGGAUGUAAUACAAAACAGCUAUAUCUUGUCAAAUUAAUGUUUAGCCUUCACAUCUAACCCUAGAUCGCCGUCUAAAUGGGUGCAAACAAACAGUUUGUGAGUUUAUUCUGAAAGGAGAAUAUUGACUAUUUAAGGAACAAAUCAAUUCUAAAAUUAGUUAAGUUUUAAUCACAUUGUUUCUCAAGAAGGGUAUAAAAAAUAUUUUACAAAUAAAAAAAAAGGGUGUAAUUACCGAAUUUUUGCCCCAUAUAAAGGUUUUGGUAUUAAAGCUAACCCCAUAGUGUCAUCUAUAUAAAUGAUCCGUAUUAAUUCUAAGUUUUUAAGCAAUAAUACCAUAAAAUGAGUAAUUAUUGAAAUAAAUUGAAAUUUCCAUGUUUGAACAUUAGUCACAGUGCAACAUAAAGUGUUUGUUUUAUAGUAGGACGAACAACUAAAUAUUGGUCUUUUGUCUUCAUAGUCUUACAAGACUUCAAGUCCCUUUUUAAACAAAUAUAUCUUUAAAAAAUGACUAUAAAUAAAACAUUGUGUGCUACUGGGGAUCUUGAGAAUAAUAAUUACGUUGCUGCUGCAGCCUCUAUUAGUUAUAUAUAUUUUGAGAAUUUGUUUUUAUUUUUAAUGUUUUCAGGAUGUAUACGGUUACCGCUACUUAAUAUCAUCAUUUGUAACGCAUUAAGCGAUUUUUAUGGACAAUUUAUUUUUAAAACAGUAAUGUUUUAAAAGUUUGCUGAAAAGUCGAUAUUUUAAACAUCACUAUUUUAAAGCCAACAUUUCAGCACCAGGGUCAGACUGUCUUAUUUAUAA
Molecule: messenger RNA, 5585 nt
Organism: Anthonomus grandis grandis
Lineage: Eukaryota; Metazoa; Arthropoda; Insecta; Coleoptera; Curculionidae
Product: zinc finger protein 62 homolog
Exons: 5
Coding region: 294-4484 (1396 amino acids)
Cellular component (GO): nucleus
Molecular function (GO): zinc ion binding
Source: RefSeq, a predicted model, not a curated record